CCUCACCUGCCUCGGCAAUGCCUGCACACUGGCAGCUCCACAUCCACCCGUAAACUUCACUUCUUUAACGGAUCUUUUAUUACCCUGAAGAAGACAAAGAAGAAGAAGAAGUGGCCAGCCAUGGAAUAAUAGGACAUUUACUAUCACUUUUGGGCCAAAACCAAAAGGAUUCUAACUGAAAUAGUGGAUACGUCAACAUGGCUGACGGGGCCAAAACCGCGUCGGCCUCCGGGUCCGAUGGAUCCCCAGCUGGCUCUGUGAAAUCCAAAGUGUGGGUUGUACUGAACAAGCUGCGAGUGUCUGUGGAGCUGCUCAUCGCGCUGGCUGCUCUCUUGUCCUGGCUGGUGGUGGGCGUGGUGAUGUUUGACUUCGUGGAGUACAAGGCAGUACCUGACAUUCAGCACAUCAUGUCAGACCCAGUCCAAGCCAUGCACGACGCCGUGGAGGAGGUGUCCAGUCUGGUCAACAAGUUCCAAGAAUGCGCCCCCGACCUAAGUGACCCCAUGUCUGCAGCUGCCUAUGCAGUGGAAGAAAUAGCAGAGGCAAAAGAUGGAUUUGUGCAAUAUUUAUCAGAUGAAGAGGGAAACUUCUACCUGAGCUAUGUAGACCCUGUGGUCUUUGGCAGAAGACUUUUCCAUUCAACUGACGACUGUGUGUGCGGAGUGGUGGCAUCCAUCAGGGACACACUGUGUGCUGCUGUGGACGCUACGUUGGACACUAUAUCCUACAUAAACACGGGACGAAUAGACUUGAGCUUCAUGGAUCCAGUGCUGAUAGGCCGAGAUGUCUUCUCCCACAUCAAUGACUUCAUGUGUGGCCUGAUGACCUCCAUCCAGCAGUUCCUCUGCCGUAUCUUGGACUCACUUCUAGAUCUCAUUAAAGGAAUUGUUGACAUCAAUGUUUUGGACCCUGUGGCGUUUGGUAGGAACGUCAUCAGCAUUACAAACGACACCGUCACUAAACUAACAGGCAGCAUGCAGGAAAUGAUGGACGUCUGCAUAGACAACAUUAAGAAUACUGUCAAAGGAACUACCGACUUGAGCUUCAUUGACCCGGUGGCGAUUGGCAGGAAAGUCUUCAAUGUCAUUAACAGGCUUGUGAGCGGAACGGCAGCACAUCUUCAGGAUGUGUUGUGUUCCAUUGUGGAUGUUACGCUGGACACAAUUAAAGACAUCCAGGAAGUUGUCGUGUUCAGUCCCUCUGCGGCGCUAAAGAGGACCGGCGAUAUCAUCGCAGAACAGUACCACAUGCUGGUCGACGCCAUCUCUGCCUCGCUCAUAGGCGAACAAGGAAUCUUGCCCGAUGUGACCUUUGACCCGAUGAAAGUGAUGGAAGACGCCAUGCUGGAGCUGACGGACAAGAAGGACUUGUUUGUGGCAUAUAUGUCCAGCAUGAUUGUGGGGGAUCAAGGAGAAUCACUUGCUACCCCAGCUGUAAAUGUCAUCCCUGAAAAAGAUGAAAGUGUAGCAUCCCACUCUGACAGACACAUGGUGAGACGCAAAGGUGAAUUUCUGCCGCCGUAUGUAAAAGUUGCAGACAUGAUGAUCGCCGCUAAAGACACAGAGGAAGCAUCACAGGAGGCUUCAGCAUCACCGGGAGAGGACAAAGAGGAGGAGGAAACAGGGAAGGAUGAAGAUGAGGAGGACACAGAGGGUGUUGACGUAGAAAAGGAAGGAACAGAGGAGGAGAUGGGUGAAGAAACAGAUAAAGAAGUUGUGGUGAAAGAGGAGGAGACCAAAGAUGCUCAAGUCAGAUUAGUGGAGGAGGAGGAGCCCAGAGAUGAAGAGGAAGAUGAGGAGGAGGAAGAAGAGGAGACAACACAAAUAGAUGAGGAGGAGGCAGAGAAAAAUGUAAAUGAUGAGGAGGAGGAGGAAGAGAAAAAAGAGGAGACAACAUUAGAUGAGGAGGAGGAGGAGGAGCCGGACACAACCGAGGAUGAUGAGGAGGCAAAGACAAUAAAAGGUGAGGAGGAAGAGGAGGACACAACACUAGAGGAGGAGGAAGAAGACGAGGAGACUACAACUGAAGACGACAAUGAGGAGGAAGAGGAGGAGACAACAUUAGAUGAGGAGGAGGAGGAAGUUGUGGAGACAGCAACAUUAGUUGUGGAGGCGGAGACAGCCGAGGAGGAAGAGGAGACCGUAACAGGAGAUGAAGAUGAAGAGGAGGAGGAGACAACAACAGAUGAGGAGGAAGAGGAAGGGGACACAAUACUUGAUGAGGCGGAGGAGGAGGAGGAAAAUGAGGAGACCACAACUGAAGAUGACAAUGAGGAGGAAGAGGAGGACACAACACCCGAAGAUGACGAUGAAGAGGAAGAAGAGGAGACAACAGGAGUAGAUAAUGAGGUGGAGAUCACAACUGAAAAUGAGGAGAAGGAGGACGCUAAGACAACAACGGUAGAUGAGGAGGAGGAGGAGACCGAGACAACACCCGUAGAUGAGAAGGAGGAAGCUGAGGACACAAUAACAGUGGAUGAAGAUGAGGAGGAGAAAGAGGAGGAGACUACAACACAAGAUGAGGAGGAGGAGGAUGAAGAAGAGACAACUUUAGAUGAUGGUAUGGAGCAGGAGGAAGAGGAAGAGGAGGCGACACCAACAACAGCAGAUGAGGGAGACGAACAGGAGGAGAGCACAACAGUAGAUGAAGAUGAGGAGGAGGAAAUCACAACUGAAGAUGAUGAGAAGGAGGAGGAGGAGACAUUAACAGCAGAUGAAGAUGAGGAGUGCACAAUAAUAUCAGAUGACGAAGAUGAGGAGGAGGAGGAGACAUUAACAGCAGAUGAAGAUGGGGAGUCCACAAUAAUAUCAGAUGACGAAGAUGAGGAGGAGGAGGAGACAUUAACAGCAGAUGAAGAUGGGGAGUCCACAAUAAUAUCAGAUGAUGAAGAUGAGGAGGAGGAGGAGACAUUAACAGCAGAUGAAGAUGAGGAGUCCACAAUAAUAUCAGAUGAUGAAGAUGAGGAGGAGGAGGAGACCACAACAGUAGAUGAGGAAGAGGAGGAGGCGAUCACAACUGAAGAUGACGAGCAGGAGGAGGAGAAAUUAACAGCAGAUGAAGAUGAGGAGUCCACAAUAAUAUCAGAUGACGAAGAUGAGGAGACCACAACAGUAGAUGAGGAAGAGGAGGAGGCGAUCACAACUGAAGAUGACGAGCAGGAGGAGGAGACAUUAACAGCAGAUGAAGAUGAGGAGUCCGCAACAACAUCAGAUCACCAAAAUGAGGAGGAGCAGGAGGAGACAAUAAUAACAGUAGAUGAAGAUGGAGAGGAGGAGGAGGAGGAGGAGAGUAAAGACGUCAUCACAGAUGAUGAGGAAGAGCAUGAAGAAGAAGAUGAGGUGGAGCCUCCAAUCCACAAAGUUGACCUUGAGCUGACAUCUGCUGAAACCAACCACAGCCUAACAUCUGCUGAUUAUGAUGAUGUUGACAAAGAAGCGCAGCGUUUCUCCGCAGUUUAUGACCAUAACAAAUAUGGCGACAUGAUGGAUGACGCCGAUGAAAACAACAACAACAGCGAGAGCGGGAAAGUGGAGUCUAAAGGAAGGAGGAAGCUUCACGAACAUCUCCGCAAACAUGACAAAGUUGUGGAAGAGGCUGAGAAAAGAGAGGCACUGAAAGAAGUUAAAGAUAGACUUAAAGAUCUUUUAAAAGAUGAGAAAAAAGACACCAAACUUGAGAAAUCCUUCAAAAACAAAACAACAAGAGAAGAAAAGCCAGUAGAGAAAGUCAAACACACGGUGGCUAAACUUCUUAAGCCAAAGACGGACAAAAGCAAAGACGAAACCUUGAAGAAGCCAACAAAGGAGCCCCAAGCUGAAGCAAAGUCUGUCAAAGAAAAAGCAGACAUAAAAAAGCCUUCUGUGGAGGUGGUUUCCAGAGUUAAGAAGGGAAUGAAGAGAACAACCACAGAAGACAGAAAGUCUCCAAUUGUUCUGAGGAAACCUACCAAAGAGGAGAAAAGAGAGACGGAACCUCUCUUUAAAAAACAAGCCAAGCAAGAGGAAGCAAAACUUGACAAGAAAGAGGUCGAAGAAUCUCUCAAAGAACCUUCUAGAAAAGAGAAGGAAGUCAUGAAAGCUUUGAAAGAAGAGAAGGAUGUCACAGAAACUCCUAAAGACAAGAUAGAGGAGAAGGUAAAAGAAGACAAGAAAGCAAUUAAAGCCAAGGAAAAAGUCAAGAAACAUCUUAAAGAACAACGAGAGGUCGGGGGACCACCGACAGAAGAAGCCAAAGAAGUCAGGAAAUCUCCCAUACAACAACAAGAAGCUGAAGAACCACCCAAAGAAGAAGCCAAAGCCAAGAAAGAAGUCAGGGAACCACUUAAAGACGAGGGGUCGGUUGAGGAAACACCCAACGAAAAAGCCAAAGAGGCGAGAGACAUCAGGAAAGCUCACAGAAAACUGAGAGCCAUCAGGAGAUUAUUCAAAGAAGAGGGCAAAAAACCAUCAAGACAUGUUAGAGAAGCCAAGAAAGUUCCUUUAGAAGUUGAAAAAGCUCUCAAAGAAGAGAACGUCACAGCGGAACAUCCCAAAGAAGAAAUCAAAGUCAAGAAACCUCCAAAAGAGGAGAAACAUCUCAAGAAACUCAUCAAACCAUCAACAGAUGGUAAAGAAGACAAGAAACUUCCUUUCGGAGAAUUUAAGGAAACUCUGGAAGAAGAGAAAGUCAUAAAAGAUCAUCCCAAAGAAGAACUCCAAGUCAAGAAACCUCCCAAAGUGGAGAAAGAAAUUAAGAAACUCAUCAAACCAUCAACAGAUGGUAAAGACGACAAGAAGCUUCCUUUAGCAGAAGUUAAGAAAGCUCUGGGAGAAAAGAAAGUCAUAAAAGAACAUCCCAAAAAAGAAAUCCAAGUCAAGAAACCUCCCAAAGACAAUAAACCUGUCAAACCAGCAAGAGAAACAAAUGUGUCCUUAACGGAACCAAAGUCACCACAAGACCUCAAAGCUGUCAAAGUCAAGAGAGAUGCCAAGCGGGACAUAUUUGUCACAAGACUCUUAAAAGCAGAAGCCAAACAACAAGAAGAAGAUGAGACAAAACCAAAGACAGCAUCCAAAGAUGAGGGAGAAAUGAAGAAACCUCAUGAGAAAGAGAGGGUCAUCAAAACACCUUUCAAAGAUGAUAAAGAAGAUCUCAAGAAACUUCCCACAGAAGAGAAACACGUAAAAGAACUAACCAAAGAAAAGGAGGAGGACACCAGGAAACACCUUAAAGAAGAGAAAGCAAAGACAGAGGACACAAAGGCCUGCAUUCUGGAGAAAGAGGAGAAGAAGCCUCAUGAAGAAGUCAAGAGAUCUCUGAGACAGGACAACAGAUCUUUCUUAAAAGAAACAACCGGAGUAGAGAAAGAACCCAAGAAGCCACCUCACGUGAAAGAAGAGAAGAAACCUGCUAAAGAAGAGAAGAUUCCACCCAAAGAAGAGAAGAAACCACUCAAAGAAAAGGAUAAGAUUCCACCCAAAGAAGAGAAGAAACCUCCUAAAGAAGAGGAUAAGAUUCCACACAAAGAAGAGAAGAAACCUCCUAAAGAAGAGGAGAAGAUUCCACACAAAGAAGACAAGAAGCCUUCGAGAGAAAAGGAGAAGAUUCCACCCGAAGAAGAGAAGAAACCUCUUAAAGAACAGGAAAAGAUUCCACCCAAAAAAGAGAAGAAACCUCCUAAAGAAGAGGAGAAGAUUCUACCCAUAGAAGAUAAGAAACCUUCUAGAGAAAAGGAGAAGAUUCUACCUGCAGCAGAGAAGAAACCUUCUCGACAAAAGGAGAAGAUUCCACCCAAAGAAGAGAAGAAACCUCUUAAAGAAAAGGAGAAGAUUCCACCCAAAGAAGAGAAGAGACCUCUUAAAGAAAAGGAGAAGAUUCCACCCAAAGAAGAGAAGGAACCUCUUAAAGAAAAGGAGAAGAUUCCACCCAAAGAAGAGAAGGAACCUCUUAAAGAAAAGGAGAAGAUUCCACUCAAAGAAGAUAAGAAACCUCUUAAAGAAAAGGAGAAGAUUCCACUCAAAGAAGAGAAGAAACCUCUUAAAGAAAAGGAGAAGAUUCCACUCAAAGAAGAGGUUAGAAAAGCCCGUAAGGAAGAGGGUGAAGAUAAGAAAGUGGUGGAGAAGAAACUUUCCAUCAGGAAAGAAAACCUAAUCAAGAAACCAAUAAAAGAUACAACAGAAUUAAGGAGACCACCUAAAGAUGUUAGACAACCCUUAAGAGAGAAUAAACUGACCAGACCUCCCAAGCAGGAGAAGGAAGAAAAAGAGAAGGAAGAACCCGAAGAGAAGACGUCUACAGAGAAGAAGGAAAUCCCAGGGGAGCCUUCAAUGGAAGAAAAACCCAGUGAAGCAAAGAAAGUAUCAACAAAGAUCCCCAAAGAAGCUGCAGAACCAGUGACAGUACCUACGACACCUCUCAGGACUCAUGGACUUCUCAGAAGGCAUCUCAAAGAAGAAAAGGAAGAAACGGCUGCUGCUUUAAAAGACCAGCCGGAAGAAACACCAGAGAAGACGAAAGAAGACAAAGGACUGAAGAUCAAAGCAACAAAACAACCAAAAAAGGACAAAGAACUCAAGAAAGCAUCCAAACAAGAACCAGAGGAACCUUCAAAGGAAGAAAAGGAUGUUUUAAAACCAUCUAAGAAGGAAGAGAAAGACAGUGAACCGAAGAAGCUGUCCAGGGCGGUCUCUAAAGAAGAUAAAGUGGUCGCCAAAGACAAAACAAGGACCUCUGUCAAAGAGGAGAAAGAGGACAAGCAGACUCCUAAAGAAGAACCUGUGAAGACAGCCACGAGAACCAUAAAGACUGAGAAGACCACCAGAGCGUCCAUUAUGAAGAAGGAACAUGUUAAUGCUACUAAAGCAGCUGAUGUGUCCAAGAGACCUCCAAGGCUGCUGAGAGUGUCCAAAAAGCAAAUAUCCCCCAUCUUGAAAAAGGAACAUAAGAAUGUAACCAAAACAGAGGCCCCGCAGGUUCCUAAGCUAACAGCCAAACCCGAAGCUGCAAAGAAAGAGGCGCCAAAGGAAAAGGUUGGAAUAACUCCUGCCAAGAAAGCUGCUCCAAAGGAAAAGCUCCAACCUGUCAUCACGAAAAAAGAACAAGAGGGUCCUGCAAGAAAUGCCUCUUUGCUGAAGGAACGAGUCAAAAUAGUGCCAAUGAAGAGAGCUGUCACAAGGCCAGUCAAGAAAGUCCAGGACGUUUCGCCCAAGACUUCAGCGGAAGACGUCCAACUGAAGCCAAAAGCAGUUGUGACAAAGAGAGAACCUGCCCCACUUAAGACAAAGCAGGCUACAGCUGCUAAAGAUGCAGUGGCCGCACAUAAAAAUGCCUCUCUCACCAAAGAGAAAGUCACAGUGGUGCCGCUGAAGAAAGAUGCUACAAAGGAAAAGGCCAAAGCUGCUGAUGAAAAGAAAGUGUCUUCUGAAGCCGAGGUCGAUGCAAAGAGGGAAAAGGCCACAUCGCUCCUAAAAACAAAAAAGCAAGAAGCCUCAAAAGAAAACAUCAAGCCUGCAUCAGCGAAAAAAGAUACUGAGCUUGCAAAGGAGGCCAAAGCAGCAGAGAAAGUAGAGGCUGAGCUUGCAAAGGAGGCCAAAGCUGCUGCAGCAAAGAAAGAGGCUGAGCUUGCAAAGGAGGCCAAAGCUGCUGCAGCAAAGAAAGAGGCUGCGCUUGCAAAGGAGGCCAAAGCUGCUGCAGCGAAGAAAGGUAAAACUGUGGAAAAGAAGGCUGCCAAGGAUGAAAAAGUGAAAGAAGACGGAGUUCUUAAAGAGAUACAGGAACCGGUGAAGAAAAACAAAUCAGCAAAAGAGGAGAAAGCCAAAGCAGACUCGGAGGAAUUUCUGAUGGAAGACGAGAUGCCGUACUUCCAGUGUUUCUUCGUGGACGAGGACGAAGCCCAGUUUCCCUUCUACGCCUUCUCACCGCUGCAGAUUUAAAGUAUUGGACGCGCCGUUCCUAUUUGACGUCAGAUUUGGUUGAGCUCUCGUACCAAACAUGUACAGCCAAUGGCAUUCCUUUUUUUAAUUUUGAUUUUUUUUUAUUUUAUUCAAACUCUAAUUUCAUAUUUUUUUGGUUUAUUUUAUACUUGCUGUAACAUCCGUGGAUAUACUGCAUUCACUUUUGGCAUCGCUGAAGCUGUUUUCACCCAACAACUUUUUGGAUGGAAAAAAGUCAGAAGUCGUGUAGAAAGAUGUUUUUCCAUCAACAAUACCAGUCCACACACACACACACACACACACACGCUUUGUCUAUUUUGUUACUGUCCCGUCAUAAGGAAUGACCGUACUACAUCGUUUUUGAGAGCUCCCAAAUAUCGUGAUGGAAAACUACCUGAAAUGUCGACAUUGAACACCGAUGUUGGCGACUCAUUAAAAAUGAACUACUUUCAGUUCAUUUUGACUGUUUCCUUCAUAAAUAGACCAAAGAAGCACUACUGAUGACUACUGACGUAUUUAGAAUAACACCUUAUCAUAAAAAGAUUAAUAUGCUUGAUGAGCUAAUUCUGAACUCCAGUCAGAUUUUGCCUCUUUUAAGCAUGCAUGAGAAACGAGCACCAUGGAAGGUUUCUUUUUCAAAAAAGGCCUCAAUGCCGAAGUAAAGACGUGUUAAAUACGCCACACAGGCACCGCACUUCACGUGAUGGAACUACGGUUGCGAUGGUGUGGCGUCGUGAAGCGGUGCAUUAUUUCUCCCGAGCCAGACUGCACCAGCUUUUGGUUGUAGAGCUUUUUGUAUUGUACUUCCAUAUGUUGCUUGUGUGUAGACAGUUAAAGCAUGGUGAGAUGCUAAUCCUACAUUGACGCACACAUACUGUAAAUCUACUUAUCUUUUUUUUUCAUAACAAGUGGGACACAUCUUGUGUUAAAUAGAGCACGCCAAGCGGCUCAGGCUUGUAUUGUUUUAUUCAAAUGAUUACGAUUGCACGCUGUGCAGACUUACUGUAUGACAACAGAAGAUGAAUAUAUUUCAACGGAGUUCUAUUUUAGUAAAUAUAUUUAUAUUGUUUCACUCCACUUGUGCAAUACAUCAGGUCAAAGCCUGAAAUAUGAAAUCUGCAUGUGUGUGUUACGUGUUCCCAACACUUGAAAUGACAAAUAACAGUAGAUUGCAAGUGAUUGUAAAUACAACAUGACCGCUAUUGGUGGUAUUUGUCAUUGUGCUUGUAUUUGAAAUAAAAAAAGCCAUGCAAGUCUU
Molecule: messenger RNA, 9168 nt
Organism: Dunckerocampus dactyliophorus (ringed pipefish)
Lineage: Eukaryota; Metazoa; Chordata; Actinopteri; Syngnathiformes; Syngnathidae
Product: trichohyalin
Exons: 39
Coding region: 198-7910 (2570 amino acids)
Cellular component (GO): membrane; sarcoplasmic reticulum
Molecular function (GO): signaling receptor binding
Source: RefSeq, a predicted model, not a curated record